CGAAUCUGUAAACAAACGUCGCAACAGUUUUAACCAGCUACAUCUUAACACAUGUGCAGAAAGACGGUGGGCUAAACGCUGAGACUAUGUUUAAAAACACGUUCCAAAGUGGAUUCUUGUCUAUCCUAUAUAGCAUCGGCAGCAAGCCUCUACAGAUAUGGGAUAAAAAGGUGAGGAAUGGUCACAUCAAAAGAGUAACAGACAAUGACAUACAUUCAUUGGUAUUGGAGGUCGAGGGGUCGAAUGUCAGUACCACCUAUAUAACAUGUCCUGCAGACCCAAAGAAGACACUUGGCAUCAGGCUUCCUUUCCUCGUCAUGAUCAUCAAAAACCUCAAGAAGUAUUUCACCUUUGAAGUCCAGGUAUUAGACGAUAAAAAUGUCCGCCGGCGGUUUCGGGCGAGCAACUAUCAGAGCACGACGCGAGUGAAGCCGUUCAUCUGCACCAUGCCUAUGAGGCUGGACGACGGCUGGAACCAGAUUCAGUUCAACCUGUCAGACUUCACCAGGAGGGCUUACGGAACCAAUUAUAUCGAGACGCUGCGUGUACAGAUUCAUGCGAACUGUCGUAUAAGGAGGGUGUAUUUCUCAGACAGACUGUACUCGGAGGAUGAGCUCCCAGCAGAAUUUAAACUCUACCUGCCUGUCCAGAACCAGAAGGCCAAGCAGUAGAGCUUCCAAACCUGCACUCUUCCCCCAGAUCAGAUGUGACAUUUAACUGUAAAAUUUCCUGUGUAGACAUAUGGUGAACUAUAAAACUUUGUAAUAUUGUCAUUUUGGAACUAGUCUUGCGUUGCUUUCUGCACAAUAAAGUUUUUUAUGUACUGA
Scomber scombrus (Atlantic mackerel) is the source of this 827-nucleotide messenger RNA. It is a transcript of the gene cfap20, whose product is annotated as cilia and flagella associated protein 20. The coding region runs from base 87 to 671 and encodes 194 amino acids. Gene Ontology annotation, biological process: regulation of cilium beat frequency involved in ciliary motility; cilium assembly; positive regulation of cell motility. The transcript has 6 exons. Gene Ontology annotation, cellular component: ciliary basal body; motile cilium. NCBI's taxonomy places the organism in Eukaryota, Metazoa, Chordata, Actinopteri, Scombriformes, Scombridae. The record is from RefSeq and is a predicted model, not a curated record.